CCUACCAAUCAGGUUUAGUAGGACAACUGAUAGGGUUCCAGCUUUCGGAGGAGGAUUCCUGUUUUUGCCCUUUCUUUCUCCUCAAGUCGAGUCAUCGUUGUUGCCAGCAGCAGCAGCAGCAGCACCUGGCGAAGUGGAAACCAUUUUAGCAAGGGGGACGGUUUCAAUUCUUGCUCUGUGCCCUUCUUUUGGCAACUCACUUGUCACUGAAGCAAAUCAACAAACACUUGGAACGGAACUCUUCCAUGCUCUCUCCGCCGCCAUACAGGCUCUCUUAUUGCCUGGUUGCUUUCUUACUCGUCGAUUCUGGAGGCCUGGUCGUCGUUGAAAGUGAAAGGUACGUGCAAUUUGCCUAGAACUUCGGAGAAUUGAUUGUGGUGGACUGUUCUUGCUUUUCCCCUGUUUGUUCCCAGACUAUCAGGAAUAGGUAUGUUUAACAAUUUGGUAGGGGUAAUGGACGGUAGCUUAAGUUAAAAGAGAUUACGGUGACGUGAUUGAGUGCCUUGUGUUGUGUAUGAUUCUGGUUCUGGGCUGGCAGCUUAGUUCGUUGCCGGAGAAAUGAAGCUUGGACAGGAAGUGUUUUAUUGCCGAAAAUUAAACUUGCAGUAGGCCGAUUCAGCUGAAAAUUGCUGCUGGUUUGUGCGCAUUACAUUUCUUGCAGUUUUUGAGUGCCAGAAGUGUCUUGCUGUUUGCAGACUGUUGGACUGCUGAACAUGGGAGUCUGCUUGAUGUGCUAGGGCAAUAAAGCAUGGAGAUAAUCGAAACCAUCUCCAGUCUUCCGGUCCAAGAUCCUCCCGAGGAUGAAUUCUCUGCGGCUGAUUUGACCUGGACCAAGUUUGGGACUGCUGAUCGUUAUGAUGAGGUUGCUGUAAUUCCUUACAACCGCGUCGAUACGUUUAUAAUUGGGGAAUGCUCUAAUAUAGAAUGCCCAACACGUUUCCAUAUCGAGAGGGGGAGGAAACGGUCUAAAGGAAGCCUGAAGGAACAUAAGAGUGAUGACUAUUUGGAGUAUAAACUUUACUGGUGUUCAUUUGGUCCUGAGAAUUAUGGGGAGGGUGGAAGCAUAUUACCUAGCCGAAGAUACCGGCUUAAUACCCGGAAUCGUGCUGCUAGACCUCAAUCAAUGCGUGGUUGCACAUGCCACUUUGUGGUGAAGCGCCUAUAUGCCCUUCCAUCACUUGCGCUUAUUGUAUAUAACGACAGGCGACAUGUCAACAAAUCAGGGUUUCUCUGUCAUGGACCGCUUGAUAGGGAUGCCAUUGGCCCUGGGGCAAAGAAAAUCCCUUAUAUUUGUAAUGAGAUUCAGCAACAAACUAUGUCCAUGAUUUACCUUGGAAUCCCCGAGGAAAAUGUGUUGGAGAAGCAUAUCGAGGGUAUUCAACGAUAUUGUGGUGCAGAUCCAAAAGUCAACAGCCUUGCUUCUCAGUAUGUCCAGAAGAUGGGCAUGAUUAUCAAACGUUCAACGCAUGAAUUGGAUUUAGAUGAUCAAGCAAGUAUCCGGAUGUGGGUUGAACGCAACAAGAAAUCCAUAUUUUUUUAUCAGGACAAUUCAGAAACUGAUUCUUUCAUUUUGGGCAUUCAGACCGAGUGGCAGUUGCAGCAGAUGAUAAGAUUUGGUCAUCACAGUCUCAUUGCUGCUGACUCAACAUUUGGCAUUAAGAGACUCAAGUACCCAUUGAGCACACUUCUUGUCUUUGACUCGAGACAACAUGCACUUCCUGUCGCUUGGAUCAUCACACGUAGCUUUGCGAAACAUGAUGUUGCUAAAUGGAUGAAGGCUUUACACGAGAGAGCUUCAUCUGCAGAGCCUGGAUGGAAGAUUAAUGGAUUCUUGAUUGAUGAUGCCGCUGCAGAGGUUGAUCCCAUAAAGGAUGUAUUCAGCUGCCCUAUCCUUUUCUCACUCUGGCGGGUUCGUAGAUCAUGGCUGAGAAAUAUUGUUAAAAAGUGCAGUAGCAUUGAAGUCCAACGAGAGAUUUUCAAACGUCUUGGGAGGAUCGUUUAUAGUAUUUGGAGCGGGGUUAAUGCUUUGACUGCUUUGGAAGAACUAAUCCAUGAUUUUGCUGAUCAAUCUUCAUUCAUACAAUACUUUGAAGCUUCUUGGGUGCCAAAGAUUGAGAUGUGGCUAUCAAUGAUGGGCACUCUUCCUAUUGCUAGUCAAGAGGCUUCCGGUGCGAUUGAAGCUUAUCAUGUAAAGCUGAAAGCAAAAUUAUUUGACGACUCACAUCUCGGAGCGCUACAAAGAGUAGAUUGGUUAGUCCACAAGCUAACAACUGAAUUGCACUCUAGCUACUGGCUAGAUAGGUAUGCAGAUGAAAGUGAUUCUUUCAAAAACGUAAAGGAAGAAUACGUUGCUUCUACUUCAUGGUACAGAGCAUCUCAAAUCCCUGAUUCUGCUGUUUCAUUUGAUGACAAAGAUCGUCUGUUUGCUAAGGUUGCAAGUCAAAAUGAUGGAAACCCAGCACGUGUAGUCUGGAACCCCGGAUCGGAAUUUGCAUUCUGUGAUUGUCUUUGGUCAUUGCAAGGUAACCUAUGCAAACAUGUGAUCAAGGUAAACUUUAUGUGUGAAUCUUCUCCAGAUUCUCAGCCUUCCAUGUCUUUCCAGUCGUUUAAGGAUAUUUUAGUGGAUAUAUGUAAGAUGCCGAUGGAUGACUCGGUUGCUUUAGAUCUUUCCAUGGCAUGGACUCUCCAGAUGGUUGAUCAAAUAAAGCAACUCGUCGAACUGAACAGUACGAACGAUAUUGGUUCGGUUGUAAACACCUUACCCCUGCAGUGGGUUUCUAAGAAAGGCAGAACAUCUGUUGGCAUACCUUCUGCAGCUUGUUCUGGUCGUCCAUCGGGUUCACAGAUUACGAAGACCGUGAAAAAGAGCCGAAAGCGUAAGAGAAUUGGGAGGUGGAGAUAGUUAGGGUUAUUUGGUUACAGGGGAAAAUAUGUGACCAGUGUGUAGAACAAUUCUUGAAGGCAGAUUUUGUCACGAGUUUUUGAAACCUCAGGUGGAUAGAUACCAUGUUUGCUAUAUUAUCUGCAACUGAGAAGCUGCUGGGAGAUCAUUCAUGAGUAUGAGAAGAUUGGUUGAGCAAUUUGUUUCGCAGAUGAUAGAAAAACUUUCUACUGCGGUAGAAGUGUAGUACUGUGAAUCUUUUGACUUUAGCUUGAGGUGGUGAAAAAAUGUUUUAGGUUUACAGUGCACAAAGAAUUGUACAGGCCAAUUUACUACCUGAUCCUUCAGUUAAUUACUCGUAGAGUUUUUACAUUGGCGGCGGGUUAUGUUGCGUAGCCAGCUAGCUGGAACUCGAAGUUGCUACUAAACAACUCUGUUGACUGAAACAUAUAAAUUAUAUAAUUGAUC
Messenger RNA from Linum trigynum, 3349 nucleotides. Lineage: Eukaryota; Viridiplantae; Streptophyta; Magnoliopsida; Malpighiales; Linaceae. The record is from the annotation of a GenBank genome assembly.